UUAGAGCGCAAGGCGAGGGUUUGGGUGGCGCAAAGAUGAAGGAAGCAGAAGAGCAACUAUGCGAGGCCGCCAGAAACGGUGACACGGAGCAGGUGAAAGCUCUCAUAGAUUCCGGCGCCGACGUCACUCAUUUCGACGGCGAAGGCCUCAAUCCUCUGAUGCACGCUGCAAAGCACGGCCAUGCACCCGUCCUCAACGUUCUCCUAUCCGCCGGCGCUCCCUGGAACGCUCUUUCUCCCUCCAACCUCUCCGCGGGUGACUACGCCAUGCAAGAAGGUCACCAAGAAGCCGUCGAACUUCUCCUUAAUUCCGGGAUUCAGGCUGAGCUGAUUUUGGGAACAAUUGCGAGAAAAGAAAAUAAGAAUGUUAAUUCGGGUCAUGAUUAUUUGGAAGAUAGGGUUAGUUUUAGUGAAGAUAAGCUUAUGGACUCUGAUAGCAAAGCUGUGAUGAUGGCGUGGGAGAAGCCAUUGAUGGAGGCACACGCUAAAGCUGUUUGUUCUGGAGGUGGUCACGUACUGAAUAUUGGGUUUGGAAUGGGUCUUGUUGAUACAGCAAUUCAGCAGUAUUCACCUGCGUCUCACACCAUUGUUGAGGCUCAUCCAGAUGUCUAUCAACGCAUGCUUCGCUCUGGUUGGGAUCAGAAGGAAAAUGUGAAGAUAGUUUUUGGCCGCUGGCAAGAUGUUCUGUCUCAGCUUGAAACAUAUGAUGGAAUAUUCUUCGACACUUAUGGGGAGUACUAUGAAGAUUUGAGGGAGUUUCACCAGCAUCUUCCGGCUCUGUUGAAGCCCGGUGGUAUCUACUCGUACUUCAAUGGCCUUUGCGGCAGUAAUGCGUUUUUUCAUGUUGUUUACUGUCACUUGGUGUCUCUUGAGCUUGAGAAUUUGGGGUAUUCCACACAAUUAAUUCCAUUGCCUGUUAAGGAUUGUUUGGGAGAACAAGUUUGGGAAGAUGUGAAACACAGAUAUUGGCAGCUUGAUACUUACUACCUUCCUGUCUGUCAGUCUGCAGAGGAGGACUCGCAGUGAUGUGUAGCUUUUUUUGUAUGGUUUGAGUUUAAUCAUAUCGUCAAAAUGAUUCUAACACACGAUGUGUUACUGCUUGUGUAACGUUCUAAAUGGUAUUAUAAGAAUACAGCUAGUGUGAUAUUGAAAUCUUGAUUUUUAUUUGGAAAUUUCAUGACA
This is a messenger RNA of Abrus precatorius (Indian licorice), 1181 nucleotides long. RefSeq names its product protein arginine N-methyltransferase 2. Bases 36 to 1025 code for a protein of 329 amino acids. The transcript is spliced from 3 exons. Gene Ontology annotation, biological process: proteolysis. The record is from RefSeq and is a predicted model, not a curated record. NCBI's taxonomy places the organism in Eukaryota, Viridiplantae, Streptophyta, Magnoliopsida, Fabales, Fabaceae. Gene Ontology annotation, molecular function: aspartic-type endopeptidase activity; protein-arginine N-methyltransferase activity; protein binding. Gene Ontology annotation, cellular component: cytoplasm; nucleus.